CAAGAAUUCCCUCUCCACUCUCCCAAAUUUCGACGAGAUGGCAAGUGACGACCCAACCGCUCGACGUCGGCGAAUCGCCGAGAAAGGAUCUGACCGUUUGGCUAUGAUCACCGGUGGUCGUACACCAAACCUACAUUCUCCCCCAUCCGAUACGUCUACGAAUCAACCCCAUGACUCUCACAUAGAAUCAUGCCCACCCUCCCUUACCCGCCAAGCCGACCAACUCUUUUCCUCUGAUGAAAACCAAGAUCUUCCAUCGAAGCCAAAAACUCAAUCCAACUCGUCUAAACAAUCAUCUCCAAGAAACCAUCCAAAAUCGGACCUAGAAAUCUAUCUCCAUAAAACCGUGAGCCCUAGUCAGUUACGUCCGGCCAUUUUAGUGACCCAAGACAUACGUCGCAAAUGUUCGUUUUUUGUGGGGAUUAUCGCCCUUCUUUCAUAUAUCGGAUUCCCAAUUCUUGGCAGCUAUGUCAUAAAGAGCAUUAUACUUUCAAGGCCACUUCUUUUGCUUUUGGUGUUCAAUGUGGUAAUAACAAUUGGACCGCUUAUUAUGGAUGCUAUGAGAAUGAUCCAACAUGAAUCAAGAGUUGGAUAUUCAUCUGGUGAAAGUGAGAUUGGUGAGCAUUUGGGUACGCCUUUUGAGUGGGGGAUGUUGUUUAAAACUGGUUUUUGUGCUCUUUUCAUGGAUUCUUGCAUUUAUUCGGUGGUGGUUGUUUGUGGCACAUCUAUUUUUCAAAAGUGUGGGUUAUAAAGAACCUUUUUUGCAUCAAAAAAACCAUGUGUUUUUUUCGUUGAGUUUUGGUUGGUGUUUAUUUCGUAAUGAAAAAACCUUGAGUUUGGG
Messenger RNA from Lactuca saligna, 841 nucleotides. The record is from the annotation of a GenBank genome assembly. NCBI's taxonomy places the organism in Eukaryota, Viridiplantae, Streptophyta, Magnoliopsida, Asterales, Asteraceae.